Messenger RNA from Klebsormidium nitens, 1331 nucleotides. Lineage: Eukaryota; Viridiplantae; Streptophyta; Klebsormidiophyceae; Klebsormidiales; Klebsormidiaceae. The record is from the annotation of a GenBank genome assembly.
UUUUGGCAAAUGGCUUUGGACACUGAACAUUGAACAGUUGAAUGGCUCGCACUUCAAACCUGUCAAGGGCUGCCAUUGUAAUAAGAGCGCAUUGCUUCUUUCGGCCAAUCUGCCAUUCUGGUCCCAAUGUGGUCGCCAAGCAUCAGCCGCUUGAGCCCCGUUUCACAGCACUUGGCAUAUCGCAGAAACGUAUUUGAGCAAAUGUACGAAGCUGCUGUUCUGUAUUAAGAGAUGGUCUCCGCUUUCAUUCGGAAGUACCGCUCUUGGAACCCCGUGCACCCAACCGCUGGGGCUUUCUGGGGCUUUGGUUUAGGCGUGGGCUGCGGCGUGGGCGUUGGACCGGGGUUUGGCCCAGAAGUCAUCGGUUAUGUUGGGGCUGGCUGCGGUCUUGGGUUUAGUAUCGGGUGGACGGCGGUUGGCGUCGGAAUCGGCUUGCCUUGCCAAGGGAUAGCGGCCCUACCUCUGGAAGCCGUCGGCGGAGCGUCGCUGGGGGCCCUCGCUCUCACCCGCGUCCUCCUGCUGCCGGCGCUUACGAGCGGCCCCCGUCGAAUCCAGUGGCUCGCCGAGAGAGGAAGGAGCGCCGUGCUGCCAAUGGUGGAAAAGUUUGUAGUGGGGGGGGCGCUUUCGACGCGGGCCGUCGAUCAGUUGAAGAGGUGGCAAAGGGCGCGGGCGAACGACAGGCAUAGGCGGAUACAAAGGCUGGAGGCGGAUCUGAAGCGGUUGAAAGACGAGGAGGUGCGGUGGGAAGAGGAACGGACGAUUGUGAGGAAAAAGUAGGGCUUUUGCGGCGGUUCUGAGUUUGAGACGCCGUGACGAACGAGAAAGCGGUCACGGUGACUGCGUUUGUAGCGUUUUUGAUGUUUGCAAGGUGUUGACGAUGGAAGCGGUUCCUAGAACCGAUGGGACGACGUUUGUAUCAGAGUUGUACGGUAGAAAUCAAGGUCCUCAAGCUUUGUGGAAAGACGAAGGCUCGCUGUACGUUAGGUGCAAAGAGGGCACCCAAAGAAGAGUCCGUACCCAAGGUUAGUUGCAAUUGAGCGGCCGCAGCCGGCUGGUCUGCACUUCGAUGUGAUGCUUUCCAAAUUUCUGCAUCGGGCCAACCUGCUGAUGUGGAUCGUUGGUCAGCCCAGUAGCGUUCACUAAAGUGGUUGUGUAGAUAAAGUCGCAAGUUCUGAAGAGGUCGGGGUCUAGAGAGAUUCGAAUAGUGAGCAAGCAAGCUUGAAUAAAUGUCCACCAAAGUACCUGUACAUAGUCUAUUGUAAUCAAAGGACAGGCCCCCGUGCAACCCACGACUCGUGCCGUGCAAUGCAUCGACUGUAUUCUGAUUGGAG